Messenger RNA from Pararge aegeria (speckled wood butterfly), 471 nucleotides. RefSeq names its product dynein light chain Tctex-type 1 (gene Dlc90F). The record is from RefSeq and is a predicted model, not a curated record. Bases 121 to 471 code for a protein of 116 amino acids. Gene Ontology annotation, molecular function: dynein intermediate chain binding. Gene Ontology annotation, cellular component: cytoplasm; cytoplasmic dynein complex. Gene Ontology annotation, biological process: microtubule-based movement. The transcript is spliced from 3 exons. NCBI's taxonomy places the organism in Eukaryota, Metazoa, Arthropoda, Insecta, Lepidoptera, Nymphalidae.
UGCUGUGAGCUGUCUACUGUUAUGUCAAUUUGUGAAUGCCAAUUUGAGAUCCUGCAAUAGCGUCAAAUUUUGUUGUUUUCAUAUUUUCUAGAACUCUCAAGCUAAUUACAAAAUAUAAUAAUGGAAGUGAAGGAAUGUAGUGAUUUAACAGAAGAAAAUCAAUUUAUAGUGGACGAUGUGAGUAAAAUAAUUAAAGAAGCGAUCGAAAAUUCCAUUGGGGGUACAGCAUAUCAACAUAAUAAAGUAAAUCAGUGGACUUCCGCUGUUGUGGAAUCGUGUUUAAGUCAACUUACAAAGUUGCAAAAACCUUAUAAAUAUAUCGUGACAUGCACAAUAAUGCAGAAAAAUGGUGCAGGCUUACAUACAGCUUCUUCCUGUUUCUGGGACAACACCACCGACGGCUCCUGCACAGUCCGCUGGGAGAACAAAACCAUGUACUGCAUUGUCUCUGUGUUUGGCCUUGGCAUAUAA